This is a messenger RNA of Coffea arabica (coffee), 1818 nucleotides long. Lineage: Eukaryota; Viridiplantae; Streptophyta; Magnoliopsida; Gentianales; Rubiaceae. The record is from RefSeq and is a predicted model, not a curated record.
AUGUUGGAUGAAUUAGCUAGCUCAGUGUACAAAACAAAGCUGGACCUCACGGCUGGGUACCACCAGAUUAGAGUCAAGUCUCAAGAUACAUUCAAAACAGCCUUCCAAACUCACUGUGGACAUUUUGAGUUCCUAGUCAUGCCAUUUGGACUCACUAAUGCACCAGCAACAUUCCAGUCACUGAUGAAUCAGGUGUUUCAUCCAUAUUUGAGGAGUAAGGCUCUUUCAGUUAAGAACUUGGGACCUUCUGUUUAUGAAAAAGAGCUUUUGGCUUUGGUAAUGGCUGUUACCAAAUGGUGGCAUUAUUUGGUGGGCAAUCAUUUCAUUAUAAGAACAGAUCACCAAUCCCUGAAGCACCUCUUAGAUCAGAGGUUGAACACUGCUAUACAGCAUAAGUGGAUGACUAAGCUCCUGGGGUUGGAUUAUAAGAUUGAGUACAAGAAGGGGGUUGACAAUCAAGUGGCAAAUGCUUUAUCCAGAAGGCAUACGGCUGUACGCCAGGAAGAGCUUGGCUUUUGUGUGGCUAUCAUAUUUGUUCAACCUGGCUGGAUGGAGGAAUUACAGAAGAGCUAUGAAGGUGACAUACAAAGCCAAGACAUUAUGAGCCAGUUAACCUUGGAUCCUAAUUCACAUGCUGACUACAUCCUGCUGGAUGGGAUUCUUAAGUACCAGGGAAAGAUAUACAGUUGUGAUAUUUGCCAGAAAAAUAAAGCUGAGCAUGUCCCUUAUCCUGAAUUGUUACAACCCAUCCCUGUUCCUAAGCAAGCUUGGCUUCACAUUUUUAUGGACUUUAUUGAAAGGUUGCCCAAGUCACAGGGGUACGACACUAUCCUGGUGGUGAUUGAUAGAUUCACCAAGUUUGGACAUUUUAUCCAGUUUACUCACCCUUUUACAGCUAAGUCCAUUGCUCAGAUAUUCCUGGAUCACAUCUACAGGAUGCAUGGCUUGCCAGACUUUAUCAUCACUGAUAGGGAUAAAAUGUUCACCAGUAUGAUCUGGAAGAAAAUUUUUAAGUUGGAAGGGGUGGAACUGCACUACACUUCAUCUUAUCAUCCGCAAACGGAUGGUCAGAGUGAGAGGUUAAAUCAAUGUGUGGAGAGCUACCUGAGAUGCAUGACAGGUGAACUUCCAUCCCAGUGGAGCAAAUGGCUCUCACUAGCGGCAUGGUGGUACAAUUCCACCUACCACUCACGCUUGAACAUGACUCCUUUUGAAGCCCUCUUUGGUUACAAGCUUACACCACUACCACUUGGGCCCUAUUUGGAUUCGGUGAUGCCUGCAGUGGCUGACAUGGUCCAAGAAAGAAGCAGAAUUUCAAGCUGCAUCAGGGAUCAUCUCGCGAAGGCUCAACAGAGGAUGAAGCACUUUGUGGACCAGCACAGAAUUGAGAGAAGCUUUGAUAAGGGGGAUUGGGUGUUUUUGAAGCUGCAACCGUAUAGGCAACAAUCUGUGGCAGUGAGGAAAUGCCUCAAGUUGGCUGCAAAGUACUAUGGUCCAUUUCAGGUAGAGAAGAAGGUUGGAGCAGUUGCCUACAGGCUCAAACUACCUCCAGACGCAAGAAUUCAUCUGGUGUUCCAUGUUUCGCUGUUGAAAAAGAAGAUUGGGUCACUUAAGUGUAGCUCUCCUCAGUUGCCAGAGCUGGAUGAACGUGAUCAGUGUCCACUGAAACCAGAGGCCAUUUUGAAGAGAAGGGUUAUCAUUCGCGGCGAGAGGCCUGUCAUACAGUUUCUGAUCAAAUGGGACCAUUUGAGUUAUGAUGAAACUUCGUGGGAGGACAAGACAUUCAUUGAGAGUCAGUUCCCUGAGUUCCAGACUUGA